Molecule: messenger RNA, 2238 nt
Organism: Emericellopsis cladophorae
Lineage: Eukaryota; Fungi; Ascomycota; Sordariomycetes; Hypocreales; Bionectriaceae
Exons: 3
Coding region: 1-2238 (745 amino acids)
Biological process (GO): DNA-templated transcription; regulation of DNA-templated transcription
Molecular function (GO): DNA binding; DNA-binding transcription factor activity, RNA polymerase II-specific; zinc ion binding
Source: RefSeq, a predicted model, not a curated record
AUGAGCGAGCUCGCCCUCGAGCGGCGGCGCCUCCGACGACGCGUUGCCGACGACAACCGCAAGAGGGCCCCCAGAGCAUGCGAUCGCUGCAAGGCUAGGAAGAGUCGCUGUAUCGAGAGCACGCCAGGCACUUGCCGGCGAUGUGAGGCCAAGGAGUUGACCUGCAUCUACGACGACAGGCGCCAGAGCCCUGAUCACACGGAUGCGUCGCCUCUCCCAACGGCCGCGAGGCAAGCUGCUGCCCGCAAGGGCACGACCCCUGGUGAUGAUAACAUCUCCAUCAACAGCUACCAGACGGACCGCAUCAUGUGGCCUCGCUUCCUCUCCCGCCUGCGCGAGGCCUUUUCCCUCGACGUCCAGAGCACCCCCGAGGCACACGACAUGAUGGCCAUGCAAGCCUCCAUCUCUGGGCCCCGGAGCCUGCUCCCCGCCGAGCUGUUACGUCUCCGACGGGCCAUUGACGCCUUUCCACCGCGCCCCGUCGCAGACUACCUGCUGGCCGUCUGCAUACGCCACGGGACCGACUCCUUCUUCUACUUUGACCAGGCCCACUUCCUCCAUGAGAUUGACGAGUUCUACAACGACCAGUCCUCCCCUCUGCGUGGCGACAUUGGCUUCAUCGGGCUGGCCCUCGCCGCUUUUGCGCUCGGCAGCCAGUGGACGCCCAUGGAGAGGCCGAGCGAGGGCCCAACGCCAUCGUUGGCAGGCGAUCAUGAUCCCGGCACCCUCUUCCACUCUCAUCUCAAGACGCUGGUCCCCGACUUGAUCGAGCGCCCGUGCCUGCGCAACAUACAGGCCUUUUACAUCAUGGGCGUCUAUCUCAUGCCCACCAGCGCCGUCGGCUCGUCGUACGUCUACAUUGGCCUGGCACUACGCAAGGCCCUGGCUUUCGACCUGCACCAGAGCGCCGACGAGGCCAGCAUCGACGAGCGCGAGCGCGAGGUCCGCAACCGUCUCUGGUGGUCCAUCUGGUCGCUCGAGAGGAUUACGGCGCUCAAGCUGAACCGCGCACGGAGCGUCGACAUUGAGCAUGUCACCGUGCCAUUGCCGACGCCCAUGGCGAGCCUGGACCAGGGCGACAGCCGUAUCUUUGACAACGUGCAGCACCAGAUUGCCAUGGCCAGGCUCGUCAAGAUCCUCGAUGGGGUCACCGAUGUCGGGUUCGUCUUCCUCCCAUCUCCUCGCUGGUUUACACUCACCUUUGUAUACAGAACUCGCCCGAGCGCAACUGCCGUCCGCCGUCUCGAAGCCAGCCUCAAAGACUGGAAACAUUCGCUGCCCUUACAGUUCAAGCUGGCCAACAUCAACACCCGCGACUCGAGCUACCGCGCCGUCCUUCAUCUGUACCUCAACUACUAUUACGCCUGGAUCGCCAUGGGCAAGGUCUCGGUAGUCACGGUCGUGCGAGACCAUCUCCGUCAGAACUUGAGUGGCCAAGGCCCUGCGAAUACACCCGCUCUCGACGCUGCGGUCCGCGACGUGUCGUAUGCUUGCACCAGAGCCGCGAGCAAGAUCCUGCGCCUCUUUGAGAUGUUGAACAACACGGGCAACAUUACGCGCUUCUCCUUCACAGACUUUCAAGGCUGCAGCAUCGCGACCAUUGUCACGCUGCUCUCCGGCAUCCAGGGCCGUGACUCUGGAUACGAGGGCCGGGUCACAUUUGGCCUCGACUGCCUGAGGAAGAUGGCGGCCGGCAACAUGACGGCCAAGGUGGGCGUCCGCUUUGUCGAGGCACUGCAGACGAUUGCCGACGAGGCAGUCAUGAAGCUGCGACGCGCCGAGCACGAUCAUCUCCAAGUUCAGCACGAGGUGGGUCUUGACUCUGGUGCGGCCGAGUACACCCGCUGGGCGCAAUGGCUGUCGCGCGCUGAAAACGAGUUGCAGAGCUUGGGCAGCCCGCUAACAAUGGCGACGAACGUUGCGCAGCCGCCCGUCAUGCUCGGGGCGCCGCCGACAACGGACAACAGCAAUCUGCCCAUGACGCCGUCGGUUCGGGAUGCUUCCAUGUGGGAUCACCCCACAAAUGACUCCCUGCUGCCGCCGCCGCUGGCACCCUCGGCUGCUGCGCCAGCACUGUCGACGUUUAACGCCCGGCCGAUAUUCGAGCACUCCAACAACAACGGCGGUUCCGGAGAGGAGUUUUUGCCCUCGUCGCUGUAUGGCGACGAUCAGAAUUUCCUCAUGGGCCUCACAGGGUUGGAUGUCUUAGACUUUUCGGAGCUGACCACGCCAUUGUGA